AUGUUCUACCUGAAGGAAGCAAAUGUAGCUUGCAACACUAAACUAUAUAUCUAUGCAGGCACCCUCCAGCGCACCUAUAAGCGUGAAUGAAGGACGUGUUUUGAGGUCUAGGGUAUCAAAAGAUCAAGAUCAUGUAGAUCCUGAGCAUCAGCCUUCCAAAGAGAUUACUUGUGAGCUUGAUGAUGAAGGUAGUCAAAAGAAAGGUGGAAGAAAAAUUACUCGAAAGGCUAACAUAUAUGCAAGGCUGAAUCAACCCAAAAUCCAUAUUCCACUUAAUGGGAAUGGCCAGCCUAUUGGGCCAGAUGCAACUGAAUUUGCCAAUUUCAUUGGUACUUUGGUGAGGAAGCAUAUACCACCUGCGGAGUUAGACUGGCGAGAUGUUGAUGUAGACAAAAAAUUGUUAGUGUGGGAGACCUUGAAGGCAUUUUAUGAGCUCGACUCAACCGCCUUGAGCUUUGUUCUCAACACUUCACACAUAAAAUGGAAGGAUUGGAAGUCAGAUUUAAAGAGGUACAAGUUUGAUGCUGCACUGACUGAUGCACAACUUAUGAAAAGACGUGAUAGCAGAAUUAGUGAAGCUGAUUGGAAGACCCUUAUUACUUAUUGGAGAUCUUCGACAUUUGAAUCUCGUAGUGCUAUCGCCAAAAAGAAUCGUGCCAAUGCAGUGCCUCAUACAUCUGGCAGCAAGAGUCAUGCCCGUGUUGCCAAUGAAAUGGCUGUCAAACUUGGGCUUGAUCCUCGAAGAGAUGAAGUUUAUAUCGAAAUGCAUACAUGCAAGAAAGGGGAAAGGAAAGGGAGUUAUGUGCCGCAGGCAGCAGCAACAAUUAAAGAACUCAUAGAGAAAGGUGAACAGCACCCCGAAUGGAAGGAAAAAAACAUUAAAGAAGGUGAUCUGUUUGCACGUGUAUGUGGAAUGAAGGAGCCCAGGGGUCGUGUUCGUGUGUUAGGUCUAGGGCCAACACCUCAAGAUUUGGGCACACCGGGUACAUGGGGUAAAUUGAGCACAAGAGUUCUAGUUGAAAUGGAAGGGCGUCGAGAAGCUGGAAAUCGCUUUAACAUGCUGGAGGGGCAUGUGCUAGAAAUGCAGGAACGGAUGAACCGAAUGGAAUUGAUGUUAGCUUCACAAGGAGGGCAUAAUCUGAAAACUCCUAGCUCGCAGCACGGUUCCAAUUCUCGACAAAACUCAAGAGUUGAAGCUGAGGAUAAUAACGAUGGUGAAGAAGAUGAUGAACGGGAUGAUGAAGAGCCCUUUGUUCAUAGAAGAGUUGUUGCAAAGCCCCCUUCAAGAAGCUCAUCAGCCUAUGAAGAUGAAAGCCUUGCAACAAUUAUCUCUGUUGACCCAGACACUAUUGUGGGCGGAGAGCCCCUUGGACCAGGAACUUAUGUGGUUCUUGUCAAUGUUGCGAUCAGAAGGGAUGCUACUUUGUCUUUUGAAUAUGAAGGUUUACAAAUUAUCGCUGAUGUUGUCACAAGGUCCAUCGCAUGGCCAUCUAGCAAGGAAAGACAUACAAAAGGAGCAGGAAGGAACCAGGAAGAUGUCAGUUUACAUUAG
Molecule: messenger RNA, 1552 nt
Organism: Triticum aestivum (bread wheat)
Lineage: Eukaryota; Viridiplantae; Streptophyta; Magnoliopsida; Poales; Poaceae
Exons: 9
Coding region: 53-1552 (499 amino acids)
Source: RefSeq, a predicted model, not a curated record